Drosophila eugracilis is the source of this 536-nucleotide messenger RNA. RefSeq lists its product as uncharacterized. Bases 29 to 382 code for a protein of 117 amino acids. The transcript is spliced from 3 exons. Lineage: Eukaryota; Metazoa; Arthropoda; Insecta; Diptera; Drosophilidae. The record is from RefSeq and is a predicted model, not a curated record.
CCAAAAUCAGUUUAAGACAACAUUCAAGAUGAAGAUUACCAUUGCAAUUCUUGCCAUUUUUGUAGCCGUUUUAUGCAACGUUCAAACUUCGGCUGCUGUAUGUGAUGUCCAAGCGAUUUAUAAUCGGACUCUCGAAUUUUGUAAUAACAACUACUUUUUCAAUAUUUUCUUGUGCUCCAGCGUAUCUUUCGGUAUUAGCAAUGCAAACUUUGUAAAAUUGCUGCAACAGCAAGAGAAAAUCUUCUGUGCGAUUCCAUUCUUUGGAGAAAUAUGCGAACUUUGCAAUUUUGCUCUACUCAUUUCCGAUAAUUCGAAUUCAACCAUUUCAGCGGGCAACAAUUCAACCGCUGGUGCUCAGCGAAGUUUGAUUUUCCAGAACUAAUAUGGUCUUCAAGGCACUUUUUGAUGACACAAAGUAGCCGAACAUCAAACCAACCGGACCAGAAUAAUGAAUUUAGAUUAUUGCACUAAAAAGCUGUUUGAGUUUAUACUUUUGCAUGCCAGCCUUUAAAUAUAUAACCGAGCAUUGAAAAAUA